UCCUGCCCCGGCAGGUGCUGGUCACUGGUUCCAGCCCAGGAGUGCCCUGGGAGAGGAAGACCUGCGGUGAGCUUUGUGUGCUUGCUUCCUGGUUGGGAAAUUUUGGCGGGCACUCACAUCCUGCGCUGGAUGUGUGGACAGCUGCCACUCCUCUUGCCCCUCACAGUCACUCCACAGCCCCUGCCUGCCCCGAGGCUCCAGGGCACUGCCGCAGGUCCCAGUGUGGUCUCACCUGGAGCCCUCGGCAAGGCUGCGUGCACACACCUUCCAGGUCGCAGCCCCCUGUCCGCGGGCAGCAUCUGCUCCUCCCUGCCAGUGAGGGCUGCAGGCAACUGCUCAGCAUCCCCUGUCAGCCCCUGGGUUCCUCUCUGGGGACCCUAGCUGCAGGGAGCUCUGUGCUCGUGGAUCUCAGAGAACAUCAAGAAGAAGCAGUGUGUAUACUUUGUGGAGAGCGCCAGGCUGUCGGACUCUGGAGAGGUGGUGUGUGAGUGUGGCUACCCUCGUGAGAAGCACCCAGAAGAGGUCACCAAGCCCAUGGCCUUCCAGGGCAAGGAGUGGGACCUGAAGACACACGUGCAGGAGAUGGCCACGGACGCCUUUGGGGACAUUGUCUUCGCUGGCCUGGGCCAGAAGCUGGGGAAGUACGUCCGCGUGUCCCAGGACACACCGUCCAGUGUCAUCUACCAACUCAUGACCCAGCACUGGGGCCUGGACAUCCCCAACCUGCUCAUCUCAGUGACCGGUGGGGCCAAGAACUUCAACAUGAAGCCCAGGCUGAAGAGCCUCUUCCGCAGAGGCCUGGUCAAGGUCGCGCAGACCACAGGGGCCUGGAUCAUCACUGGGGGCUCCCACGCCGGCGUGAUGAAGCAGGUUGGGGAGGCAGUGCGGGACUUCAGCACGAGCAGCAGCUACAAGGCGGGGGAGGUCAUUACCAUCGGGGUGGCCACGUGGGGCGCCGUCCACAACCGGCAGAGUCUGAUCAAUGUUAAGGGGUGCUUCCCUGCCGAGUACACCAUGGACGAGGAGGGCCAGGGCAGCCUCACGUGCCUGGACAGUAACCACUCCCACUUCAUCCUGGUGGACGACGGCACGCACGGCCGGUACGGGGUCGAGAUCCCCCUGAGGACCAAGCUGGAGAAGUACAUAUCGGAACAAAGAAAGGAGAGAGGCGGUGUGGACAUCAAGAUCCCCAUUGUCUGUGUGGUGCUGGAGGGUGGCCCUGGCACGCUGAACACCAUCUACAACGCCAUCACCAACGGCACACCCUGUGUGGUAGUGGAGGGCUCAGGUCGUGUGGCCGACGUCAUCGCCCAGGUGGCCUGCCUGCCCGUCUCUGCCGUCACUGUGGCCCUGAUCCAGCAGAAACUGAGCCUCUUCUUCCAAGAUGACUUCGAGACCUUCACCGAGAACCAGUUCAUCGAGUGGACCAAGAAGAUCCAGGACAUCGUCCGCCAGCGACAGCUGUUGACCAUCUUCCGGGAGGGCAAGGAUGGCCAGCAGGAUGUGGACGUGGCCAUCCUGCACGCCUUGCUGAAAGCCUCGCGGAGCCAUGACCACUUUGGCCAAGAGAACUGGGACCACCAGCUGAAGCUGGCCGUAGCCUGGAACCGCGUGGACAUUGCCCGCAGCGAGAUUUUCACUGAUGAGUGGCAGUGGAAGCCCUCAGAUCUGCACCCCAUGGUGCUGGCCGCGCUCAUCUCCAACAAGCCCGAGUUUGUGCGGCUGUUCCUGGAGCAAGGGGUGCAGCUGCAGGACUUUGUCACCCAGGACACGCUCUUGCACCUCUACAAUAACCUCGAGCCCUUGUGCCUGUUCCACUGCAAGCUGCGAGAGGUGCUGGCCGAGGACGCGGCUGCCGAGACCCUGCAGAUGCACCACGUGGCCCAGGUGCUGCGUGAGCUGCUGGGUGACUUCACACAGCCACUGCACCCACGGCCCCACUGCAGCGACCAGACACGGCUGCCCAAGUCCAAGUUCUGUGUGCAGGCAGUGAGUCUCCGGUCACUCUAUAAACGCUCCACCAACCACACCACCUCCACCGUGGACCCCAUGCGGGACCUCCUCAUUUGGGCCGUUGUCCAGAACCGCUGGGAGUUGGCGGGCAUCGUCUGGGCUCAGAGCCAGGACUGCAUUGUGGCGGCCUUGGCGUGCAGCAAGAUCCUGAAGGCGCUGAGCCAGGAAGAGAAGGACACGGACACCUCGGAGGAGAUGCAGGCACUGGCCAGGGAGUUUGAGCACAGGGCCAUCGGUGUCUUUACCGAGUGCUACCGGAAGGAUGAGGAGAGGGCCCAGAAGCUGCUGAUCCGUGUGUCGGAGGGCUGGGGCAAGACCACCUGCCUGCAGCUGGCCCUGGAGGCCAAGGCCAUGAAGUUUGUGUCUCAUGGGGGCAUCCAGGCCUUCCUGACCAAUGUGUGGUGGGGCCAGCUGUGUGUGGACACCAGGCUGUGGCAGGUGCUGCUGUGCCUGCUCUUCUUCCCGCUGCUGUUCACAGGCCUGGUCUCCUUCAGGAACAAGAGGCCACGGGCCCCAAGGGGCCUGGCCCGCAUCUCUGCCUUCUUCACAGCACCCGUGGUCGUCUUCCUCCUGUACACGCUGUCAUAUUUCGCCUUCCUCUGCCUCUUCGCCUAUGUGCUCAUGGUGGACUUCCAACCCACACCGUCCUACUGCGAGUACCUGGUUUACCUGUGGCUUCUGUCCCUCGUGUGUGAGGAGAUACGGCAGCUCCUCUGUGACCCUGACGAGUACGGGCUGGUGAAGAUGGUGGCCUUGUACUUAAGCGACUUUUGGAACAAGCUGGACGUGGCAGCCAUCCUGCUCUUCAUAGUGGGGCUGAUCUGCAGGCUCAUCCCGGCCACACUGUACCCCGGGCGUGUGGUCCUCGCCCUGGACUUUAUCAUGUUCUGCCUGAGGCUCAUGCACAUCUUCACGGUCAACAAGAUCCUGGGGCCCAAGAUCAUCAUCGUGAAGCGCAUGAUGAAGGACGUCUUUUUCUUCCUCUUCCUGCUGGCUGUGUGGGUGGUGUCCUUUGGGGUGGCCCAGCAGGCCAUCCUCAUCCACAAUGAGAACCGUGUGGACUGGAUCUUCCGUGGGGUUGUCUACCACUCGUACCUCACCAUCUUCGGCCAGAUCCCCCGCUAUGUUGACGGCGUGGAUUUCAACCUGGACCAGUGCAGCCCCAAUGGUACUGACCCCUACAAGCCCAAGUGCCCCGAGAGCGACGCCACGCGGCAGGUGCCAGCCUUCCCUCAGUGGCUGACGGUCACGCUGCUCUGCGUCUACCUGCUCUUCACCAACAUCCUGCUGCUGAACCUGCUCGUCGCCAUGUUCAACUACACGUUCCAGGAGGUGCAGGAGCACACGGACCAGAUCUGGAAGUUCCAGCGCCAUGGCCUGAUCAAGGAGUACUACAGCCGGCCCCCCGCGCCGCCCCCGCUCGCCCUGCUCAGCCACCUGCAGCUGCUGGUCUUCAGGGUCUUCGGGGGGACCCAGGCCAAGGCCACCCCAAAGCUCAAGAACAAGCUGGAGGAGAUGGAGGAGGCAGCACUGCUGUCCUGGGAAACAUACCUGAAGGAGAACUACCUUCACCACCGGCAGGCCCAGCAGGAGCAGAGGCUGGAGCACAGGAUCCAGGACAUCGGCCGCAAGGUGGAUGGUCUGGUGGACCUGUUGGACAUGGAUCAUCUGAAGAGGCUGGGCUCUGUGGAGCAGAGGCUGGACACCUUGGAGGGGCAGUUGGCACAGAUGGCCAGAGCCUUGCAGUGGAUCACCAGGGCCCUGAGGGACAGCAACUUUGACUCAGAAGUGGAUGCCCCCACGCUGGUGUCCCCUAUGGCCGUGGAGGAGCCAGGCUUGGAGCCCGGCAGCAGCAGGCUGGCCGAGGAAGCCGGGGAUGGCUACCACGUGAAUGCCCGGCACCUCCUGUACCCCGGCUGCCCUGUCACCCGCUUCCCGGUGCCCAACGAGAAAGUGCCCUGGGAGACAGAAUUCCCCAUCUAUGACCCUCCGAGCUACACGGUCGAGAGGAGGGACCCGACCACCACGGACCCCGUGGGAGACACCCUGGAGCUCUUAGCCAACAUCAGCUACAAUGCAAUGGAUGGACUGACUGACCGUCGCAGCUUCCACGGGGUCUAUGGCGUGUGGGACGGGCUGCCCCGGAACCCCAUGGGCCGCACCGGGUUGCGUGGACGUGGCAGCCUCCGUCGCUUCGGACCCAACCAUGAACUGCACCCUGUGAUCACCCGGUGGAGGCGUGGCAUGGACGGAGCCAUCUGCAGAAAGAGUGUGAAGAAGAUGCUGGAGGUGCUGGUGCUGAGACGGCCUGUGUGGGAGCACUGGGCCCUGCCGGGGGGCUCCCGGGAGCCGGGGGACGUGCUGCCGCGGAAGCUGAAGCAGACCCUGGGGCAGGAGUGCUGGCUGCCCGUGGAGAACCUGCUGCGGCAGGGCACUGAGGUGUACAAAGGCUACGUGGAUGACCCCAGGAACACAGACAAUGCCUGGAUCGAGACGGUGGCCGUGAGCGUCCACUUCCAGGACCAGAAUGACACAGAGCUCAAAAGGCUCAACACGCACCUGCUCACCGACGACUCGGGGCCGUGCAUCCAGUGGGAGGUGGUGGACAGGCGCAUGCCGCUCUAUGCGGACCAGAAGACCAUCCUGCGGCGGGCAGCCACCCUGCUGGAGGCUCACUACUGACUGGGUGGUAGAGCCUCAGGCUCACGGGCCUUAGACUUGGCAUGCCUGGCAACUGCUGCAUGGCAAAGCCUACCUUGGGCAAGCAGGACAUUGUGACCAGUCCAUCCCAUGCAAAUCAGGCGGAACAGAACCUCCGCCCUUGUUCCUGCUCGAGUAAUUAGUUCCUCCCUGUUUCAAUAUAGAUGAUUAGUUCCUUCCCUGCUUCAAUGAAGAUGCUUAGUUCCGGGAAAGCCCUCCCCGCCCCCCUCCCCUAGAGAAGGUAAUACCUGAGGCGUAAGA
Messenger RNA from Ochotona curzoniae (black-lipped pika), 4974 nucleotides. It is a transcript of the gene TRPM2, whose product is annotated as transient receptor potential cation channel subfamily M member 2. Gene Ontology annotation, cellular component: mitochondrion; membrane. Gene Ontology annotation, molecular function: ligand-gated calcium channel activity; ADP-ribose diphosphatase activity. Lineage: Eukaryota; Metazoa; Chordata; Mammalia; Lagomorpha; Ochotonidae. The transcript is spliced from 32 exons. The record is from RefSeq and is a predicted model, not a curated record. Gene Ontology annotation, biological process: calcium ion transmembrane transport. The coding region runs from base 535 to 4695 and encodes 1386 amino acids.